Westerdykella ornata is the source of this 1002-nucleotide messenger RNA. RefSeq names its product Metallo-hydrolase/oxidoreductase. Gene Ontology annotation, biological process: secondary metabolite biosynthetic process. The coding region runs from base 1 to 1002 and encodes 333 amino acids. The record is from RefSeq and is a predicted model, not a curated record. NCBI's taxonomy places the organism in Eukaryota, Fungi, Ascomycota, Dothideomycetes, Pleosporales, Sporormiaceae. The transcript has 2 exons.
AUGGAAGACGAUAAAGGCGGUUACCGGCAAAUCAACAAAUCCCUGAACAUAUGCGCGUUUGAGGAUUAUCUCAGGGGCCAAACGGCACGCCUGCCUCGAUUAGAAAACGUUGAGCAGCUCACUCCGCGCGUGCUUCGUGUUCUAGGCCAGAAUCCGGGGAAGUUCACCUUUCAAGGCACCAACACCUACGUCGUUGGUACUGGCAAGCAUAGACUGAUCAUCGACACCUCCGGAGGCGAGCCAGAAUGGGCUGAGUUACUCUCGUCCACUCUAGCAUCCAUGAACAUUAGCCUCUCGCACGUCCUCCUGACCCACUGGCAUGGUGACCACACCGGCGGUGUUCCCGAUUUACUCCGCUUAUACCCACACCUCCAGAAUUCGAUUUACAAAAACUUACCCGAUAAGGGCCAGCAAAACAUCACCGACGGCCAAAUCUUCAAGGUCGAAGGCGCGACGGUCCGAGCGAUACAUGUCCCAGGCCAUUCAGAAGACCACAUGUGCUUCAUUCUCGAGGAGGAACAGGCCAUGUUCACCGGCGACAAUAUCCUGGGCCACGGUACGAGCGCGGUCGAAGACCUGAGCACGUUCAUGGCUAGCCUGGAAAAAAUGCGCGCGGAAAACUGCCAGAUUGGAUACUCCGCUCAUGGUGUUACAGUCACUGAUCUUCCCGCCAAGAUUGCCGGUGAGCUAGGCCAGAAAUUCCGGCGCGAGAGGCAGGUUAUGCAAGCGCUCGGCCGUGUUCGCGCCCGUGGUGAAAAGAGCAUUACAGUCAAGGACCUCGUUACCGAAAUCUAUGGCGAAUCUUUGGAUGAAGGUACGCGCAGUUUGGCUCUGGAACCCUUCAUUGGCGAGGUCUUGCGGAAACUCGCCAAUGAUGGUAGGGUUGCGUUCGAGAUGCGCGGUGGGAAGCGGAAGUGGUAUUCGGUGGAAACAAUGGCGCAGCAGACUGUCAGAGGACGCGUUGAGGAGGCCAAGCGCCCGAUGGUCAAAGUUCAGGGAUAG